Molecule: messenger RNA, 954 nt
Organism: Triticum turgidum subsp. durum (durum wheat)
Lineage: Eukaryota; Viridiplantae; Streptophyta; Magnoliopsida; Poales; Poaceae
Source: the annotation of a GenBank genome assembly
AUGGCCUCCGUGGACCUGCAACGCCUGCGCCACAUGUUACUCACCACCGGCGCCGGCGGCGGUCACCACCAGCUCGCCUCCGCCGCUUCUAUGCCGGCCAGUGGGCCUUGUUAUGCCGCUGCGGUGCCGAGCCAGCGGGGGCACCAGCCGUACGCGGACCUCUUCGCGCUGCCGCUGCCGCCGCCGCCCACGACGACGGCGGCCGCGGAGCAGUAUUCGGAGUUCUUGGCGAUGGCUGCGGCUGAUCUGGCGAAGAAGGGCGUCAGCCCCGACUGUGCUCAGGAAAUGAUCACCAAGAAGCGGAGGCGCGACGAGCAGUCGUCGAUGCUUGGCGCGGCCGACGUUCUUGCGGCCCACGCGCAGCAGCAGAUCACCGACGUCGACAGCGUCCUGCUCAAACAUGCGAGAAAGAUGUGGACUACUUUGGCGGAGCAGACGCAGAGCCAGACGAGGCUUAUCGUCUCGGCCGUGGAGGCCAGGGCGGCGAAGCGGCUCAAGGCCAAGGACGAGGAGAUUGAGCGGAUCAGGAGCAUGAACUGGGCGCUCGAGGAGCGCCUUCGGAACCUCUUCAUGGAGGCUCAGAUGUGGCGCGACGUCGCGCAAUCCCACGAGGCCACGGCCAACGUGCUCCGCGGCGACCUUCAGCGGGCGCUCGACGUCCAGGCGGUCCAUGGCGGUGGAAGCGGCCACGGUCAGGAAGACGACGCCGAGUCCUGCUGCUGGGGGGAGAACCAGGUACCCGUCUGCCCGGAGGAGGAGGUGGGCACGCCGGUAGUGGAGGAGCGUCACGCGACAGGAGCAGGAAGGUGCAAGGGGUGCCGCGAGGGCGCGGCCGUUGUGCUGCUGCUGCCGUGCCGGCACCUCUGCGUGUGCGCGCCGUGCGCGGCCGUGGCGCAGGCGUGCCCGGUGUGCGGAAGCGCCAAGAAUGGCAGCGUCUGCGUCAACUUUUCGUGA